AUCUAUCGAAUCAAAACAUUCAUGGAAGCGAAAUAAUAAAUGAAGUUUACCGUUUACGAUGAUCGAGCUAUUUCUGUGCCUUAUUAUACCAAUAUACGCUGAAGUCGUGGUAGAUAAUAAGGUCCCAGAGCGGGAUCAUGUACAGGAUAGUCGCGCUGAAGACAAUUAUGUGGUUCAGACCGAGACUGGACCAGUGCAAGGCUACAAGAUGGAAGACGCAGAUAUUUUACAAUAUUUCGACAUACCGUAUGGAAGAUUUCACACCAAUGACCCGCUGCAGGAACCGAGCGUCGCGGCACCCUGGACUGACACUCUUCAAAAUCAACAGCAUGAAAAGCGAUGUCCGCAAUUAAAACUAGACGGCACAUAUACGGGAACAACAGAAUGUUUGACUUUGAGCGUAUUCGCACCUAAAGCUGCGGAAAACGUGGAAGUCCUAUUCCACAUUCACGAUGGAGAUUUCAUUGCAGGAAGCGGAGACCCAGAUGUGUACAGUCCAAAGCAAUUGGUCCCAGAAGGUGUUAUUCUCGUUCUUCCGAACUACAGAGUCGGUCCGUUAGGCUUUAUAUGCGUUCAAGAUACAACUGUAAAAGGAAAUGCUGCCCUGAAAGACCUGGCAUUAGCACUCAAUUGGGUCAAGAAUAAUAUACAGGCAUUCGGCGGAAACGCUUCGAAUAUAGCUGUCAGUGGAUCAGGGAGUGGCGGAGCUUUGGUUGACUAUUUAUUGAUUGCGAACAAAACAAAACAUCACAUCGCUAAAGCUAUAACAGAGAGUGGUUUCGCCUUGUCGCAUUGGGCUAUAGAUAGAGAUCCGCUUAAGGCUGCUGAAAUAAAUAUCGCUUCGUUCUCAAACCUAGAAUCCUUCGUCAGAAACUACAGCGACGUAACUUUAAAGCCCUGCAUAGAAAGCGAAGGAGGAUUAAUAGUUGAAUCCUUUUGGACAUCUCUACAAACGCAAAAUAUUAGUAUUCCAGUAAUGAUCGGGUCUGCUAACCAUGCCGGCAUGCAGGCUGUGCUGCGGCUGGAUCAGGAACAAGUAUCUUUGAUUAACGAAGACUUGUCUCAGCUACUACCGAACGAUUUAGCAUGGGACGAAAAAGAUAAAAAUGAGUUAGGUAAUAGAGUAAAAUUGCAUUAUUUUGGUUAUAAAAAAAUAACAAUUAACGAGAUAGAUAAACUUUCACUGUGUUUUACCGAUUGUGGUUACUUAAGCCCCGGCGUCCGACAGGCGAGGGCGUUGACUCAAGCGGGCGCUACGGUUUACUUUUAUGAGUUUUCAUAUACAGGCUAUAGAAACAGCCCUAUUAAGGGCGCCGCUAAAGGUGACUCUUUACAUUACGUAUUUCAAAAAGAUUCACCGACAGUUGAGCAAACUGAUGACGAAGAAGGCGCUAAUGAAAUGAAAACAAUUAUGAAAAAGCUAUGGAUUAGCUUCAUAAAAUCAGGGAUUCCGACCAUAGAAAAUGUGCAAUGGGAAGCUUUCGGUUCGACUCCAGAAAAAGAAGAAUGUUUGGAAAUAGGCACAGAAUUAAAGCUUUUGGACCACCUGCACAGCGAAAGAUUAAAAUUGUGGGACGAGAUAUAUGAACGUCACUUUAUUGAGAACAAUUUCGGUUCUACACUGAAAUCACCCAUGUUACUUAUCUUCAUUAACAUUAUCGCGACUUUUAACCUUGUUUUAAGUAUCGAUUGAAAUUGACAGCAACCCUCUAGUUAAUGUAAGCCAUGUUAUAUAAAUUAAGUGGUAUAUUACGAAAUUAAAUAAUU
This is a messenger RNA of Colias croceus (clouded yellow), 1767 nucleotides long. Its product is annotated as cholinesterase 2-like. The coding region runs from base 59 to 1693 and encodes 544 amino acids. NCBI's taxonomy places the organism in Eukaryota, Metazoa, Arthropoda, Insecta, Lepidoptera, Pieridae. The record is from RefSeq and is a predicted model, not a curated record. The transcript is spliced from 3 exons.